AUGGAAGCCAACCAGCCUUCCUGGUUCAUGCUUAAUUUAAACGAUAUAAUUGUCAAUUUCCAUUGCUGGAUGCUAAAAGCCUCCCUCUCACUUCUUCUGAUUUCCAUGUGCGGUAUGCAAUUUGCAGCAAAUCUAAAUACUAUUGUAGAAUUGUAAUAAUGCAAAUUUUUAACUACAGAUGGCUCAACUGACAUUAUUGAAGAGGCCAUCUAUUACUUCAAAGCCAAUAUAUUUUUCAAGAACUACGAAAUAAAGGUUUGAAAUAUUGAGUUCUCACAAUAACACUUCCUUUGUAGUUUGGUUAAGUCAACAAAAUAUUGUUAGAUACAGAAUUCCUAAUUUGUACUUUGUGCACAACACUACAUAUUUUCAACUUGGAGUAUUAAUUGAUAAUUCCUUUUUAGGGCGAUGCUGAUCGUGUGUUAAUUUACCUAACACUCUACAUUACUGAAUGCCUAAAGAAACUACAAAGGGUACAUUAAUUAACAUAUAAAUUCCUGUUUCAGAAUAUUCACUUGUCCAACUGUUUCAUGGCUUUGGAUAAAAUAACAAAGUAGGGUAUGCAGGGCUUGAAAUUUGUACUGUCCCAAUAUCCAUAGGAUACCAGAUUUUAAAAUUGGAUGCUGGACAUCAUAAGCUCAGUACCAUUGGGACACUAAACAAAUUGAAUCUGUCCUCCACAGACACAGUAUUUUUCUGUUGUUUAUAAAUCCUUCUUAAACAUAUCUUAGAUUCAUUGUUUCAGUGUUUGAAUAUUACUAUCUGAACUAGAUUUUGUGGUGGAUUUCAAAAUUUCUAAUUUCAAGCCCAGGCAUGUUAAGGUGUAUUGCUGCCUACUAUAUUACCAAGAGACAUUGGCAGAUAGUGUAGGUAACCUACUGAUGCCUCCAACACAUCCCCGGCCCUUGACAAGUAAAAUUGUCUCAUAAAGAAACUUUAAUUAAGAAAGAAUAACGUAACAAAGUAAGUACUUUGUGAGAUUUGUAGCAAUGAGGAUAUUAUGCAGCACUAUCUUAUUAUCAAGAGGAAAGUUUUUAUUAAAUGUCUUUAAUAAAAUUCGAUUUCUCUUUCAGUGUCAAUCAAAGGAACAAGGCAGGAAAGAACUGCAAACAUUAGCAGUUACAGCUUUUGACAUUCCUGGCGACUCAAAAUUCCCAUUGAAUGCCAUGUAUCAGAAACCCAACUCCAGACAAGAAUCUGGUAAAUUGAAUUGUUUGUUAAAAGAAAUUCCUGGAUGUUGCAUAGCAUGGAUAGUAUCAUAGCUGUCUCCAUGGAGAAGCAUGGUUAGGCCAUGUAAAAAAAUAUCCUUGGUUUAUCAUCAAAGAUUUUUUUAUCGAAUCAUAGUUAGUAGAUGGACAGAAGAAUAUAUGUUCAAGUCACACAGCACAAUUGUAUGGAAUAAUCUUUUCAGAAGCUAUCACACUUUUUAUCUGAAUUGCCAAGAAGUCUGAAGAUCCACCAUGUUCUCACAAACAUCACUUAAAUCUAGUAGUUACAGCAUCAUAGAUGUGCUUGUAGAAAAUCGGAACAAUAUUAAAUAACAGUUGCAAGCAAAAGCAAGGUUUACUAUUUGCCUACAGUGUACAGUACCAUUAGAAAUAUUUUAUUUUGUAGUACAGUACCUUUAGUAAUUACAUUUUUUUCAUUCUACAGAUCAAAUGCGUCAAUACAUGGUUCAACUGCGACAAGAGCUUGGCUUGAGAAUUGUUGACAAAGUUUUUGAUCCCAAAACAGAUAAACCAUCAAAGGUACCAUUAUAAUUAUACCAUUAUUUAUAUACAUAUACUUUAGACAUGUUUAGGUGACUUUCCAUUGUAUAUUACCAUAGUGGUGGAUGUGUUUUACAAAAAGAAAAUUCAUGGACAAAAGUCUCUCUGGCCCUGGUCAAUAAAACAGUUUUGUAAGUAUAAAUUUGCUAUUUUUAUAUUUUCACUUUUUUCAGUCUUACUAAAAAUUGCCCUCGACAAAUUGACAAAGUUCCAAUUGCCAAGACUGUAUCAUUCAUGCAAACUUUUGUAUGUUUUAGGUUGAAAUAUGGCUGGGUAAAACACAAUGAAAUGAAAUUGUUACUGUAG
Paramuricea clavata is the source of this 2075-nucleotide messenger RNA. The record is from the annotation of a GenBank genome assembly. NCBI's taxonomy places the organism in Eukaryota, Metazoa, Cnidaria, Anthozoa, Malacalcyonacea, Plexauridae.